Messenger RNA from Ostrea edulis (European flat oyster), 1054 nucleotides. Its product is annotated as aspartate, glycine, lysine and serine-rich protein-like. The transcript has 3 exons. Gene Ontology annotation, cellular component: extracellular region. The record is from RefSeq and is a predicted model, not a curated record. NCBI's taxonomy places the organism in Eukaryota, Metazoa, Mollusca, Bivalvia, Ostreida, Ostreidae. Bases 214 to 987 code for a protein of 257 amino acids. Gene Ontology annotation, molecular function: peptidase inhibitor activity.
CAACAACGCAAAUACACAUAUACGUGAAAUGAAAUACCAACACUGUGGACAGCAUGUCAUAGAUUAACCUUUUCUGUCAAAUAUUGUACUGCCAUAAACCAUUUGGAUCACAGGUCCUGCUUGGCUAUUUUUACAAUUGUGUAUAAAAGGCAUCAUCCCUCCACAGAAAAGCAUUCCACUGUCUGAACGGAAUCGUACGAAAUAUAAGCCAAAAUGAACACCUUUGUUGUGUUGAGCGCAAUAGUGGUAUCAUGUUUAGCUGGAGGUGACUAUUACCCCAAGGGUCAUACUCCUUGGUACGGUCGUGGAGGAAUUAGAGGAGGCGGUGGAAUAAUGGGCGGCGGAGGAAUGAACGGUGGGAUGAUGGGCGGCGGAGGAAUGAACGGUGGAAUGAUGGGCGGCGGAGGAAUGAACGGUGGAAUAAUGGGCGGCGGAGGAAUGAACGGUGGAAUGAUGGGCGGCGGAGGAAUGAACGGUGGAAUGAUGGGCGGCGGAGGAAUGAACGGCGGAAUGAUGGGAGGUGGAGGAAUUGGCGGAAACAUUGGAGGUUUAACUCUUUAUCGUGCUCCAAAAUAUGGAAGUUGCUCAUAUCGCAAUAUGUUUGACCGUCUACAAAUGGGAGCUUACUGCUAUCACGAUGAUAACUGCCCCGGUUCUCAGAAAUGCUGUUACAGCUUCAUCUAUGGACGACGUUGUCAAAUUCCACAAGAAUAUCAAAGAUUUGGUUCCUGUAAUUAUAACUACAUCACAUUCCCAACACGAAGAGCAUGUAAUGACGAUACCAUUUGUCCAUAUGGCGGUAAAUGUUGUAGAAGAGAAGUGUCAGGCCAAGUCGACACAUGCACAUAUCCCUUUUCCAUAUACCCAUUGCCAGGCAACCCUGGUACACCAUACCCAAUUCCAGGCAACCCCGGUACACCAUACCCAAUUCCAGGCAACCCCGGUACACCAUACCCAGGCGGUCACAAACACAAAAAAGUUUAUUAAAUUUUGAUGUAUUUCGGUAGAUAUACAUUUUGUAUUGUAUAAUAAAUAGUUUACUGCAUCCUCUAAA